Messenger RNA from Taeniopygia guttata (zebra finch), 1718 nucleotides. The record is from RefSeq and is a predicted model, not a curated record. NCBI's taxonomy places the organism in Eukaryota, Metazoa, Chordata, Aves, Passeriformes, Estrildidae.
UUUGCCGCCGCGUCCGGGGCCGCCGCCGCCGCCGCCGCCGCCGUUUCGGGGCUCAGGGGGGGCCGAAAAACCCAAAUUCCGGGGGUUUUCCCCCCAAAAAACCCCCCGGGAUGGACUCAGGGGGAUCCAAAGCGCUGCCGGACCCGGCGGACGCGAUGACGUCAGACGACUUCGACAUCGUCAUCGAGGCCAUGCUGGAGGCGCCCUACAAGAAGGAGGAGGCCCAGCCCGGCCCCUCCAAGGCCCAACCGGAGCCGCCCCCGGCCCAGCCGCCCCAGGAGGAGCCGAAAGAGGCCAAAAAGGAGAGCGGGAGCAGCAGCCGGAAGAAGCGGAGCCGGAGCCGCGAGCACAGACACAGCCGCAGCCGGGACCGGGAGCGGGAGCGGCGCCGCCGCAGCCGCAGCCGCGAUCGCCGCAGUCGCCACCGGAGCCGCAGCCGAGAGCGACGACGGAGCCGCAGCCGCGAACGGCGCAGCCGCGACGAGAGGGCCAGGCGCCGCUUCGGGCACAGCAAAAGCCCCUUGUACCGGGAGAAGAGCCCGGGGAGGGAGCCGCUGGGCUCGCUGAGCCCCGAGGAGCGGGACGCGCGCACCGUGUUCUGCAUGCAGCUCGCCGCCCGCAUCCGCCCCCGAGACCUCGAGGAUUUCUUCUCCGCCGUCGGAAAGGUCCGGGACGUUCGCAUCAUCUCGGACCGGAACUCGCGGCGCUCGAAGGGCAUCGCCUACGUGGAGUUCUGCGAGAUCCAAUCGGUGCCUUUGGCCAUCGGCCUCACCGGCCAGCGCCUCCUCGGCGUCCCCAUCAUCGUCCAGGCCUCACAGGCCGAGAAGAACCGCCUGGCGGCCAUGGCGGCGCCCCUGCAGAAGGGCUCGGGAGGCCCCUUGCGGCUCUACGUCGGCUCCCUGCACUGCAACAUCACCAAGGACAUGCUCAGGGGCAUCUUCGAGCCCUUCGGGAAGAUCGAGAGCAUCGUCCUGAUGAGGGACCCGGAGACGGGACAGUCCAAAGGCUACGGCUUCAUCACGUUCUCGGAGGCGGAGUGCGCGCGGCGGGCGCUGGAGCAGCUGAACGGCUUCGAGCUGGCCGGGCGGCCGAUGCGCGUGGGGCAGGUGAGCGAGCGGCCCGACGGCUCCAGCGACGUCACCUUCCCCGAGGGCACACCUGGAGCCACACCUGGAGCCACACCUGGGGUGACGUCAUCGGCAAUGACGUCAUCGGGAAUGACGUCAUCGGGAAUCACCGCCCCCCUCACCUGCGGCGACGAGCCCGAGCUCGGCACGGCCGCGGGGAGGCUGCAGCUCAUGGCCAAGCUGGCCGAAGGCUCGGGGCUGCAGCUGCCGGCCCCGGCUCAGGCGGCGCUUCAGCAGCUCAACGGGGCCCUGAACCCCCUGGGGGGGCUCAACCCCGCCGCCCUCACAGCCCUGAGCCCGGCGCUGAAUUUGGCCUCUCAGUGUUUGACGCUCUCGGGGCUCUUCUCGUCCCAGACCAUGUGAGAUCGGCUCCGCCCCUUUUCCCCUUUGGCCACGCCCCCUCCCCUCCUAUUGGCUGGCGGGAAAAGGGGGCGUGGCCUCGGUGUUGGCCCCGCCCCCAACCCGGAAAUGGGAAUUUUUUUGGGGUUUUUUUUUGGGGUUUUUUUGGGGUUUUUUUGGGGGUUUUUUUUGGGGGGUUUUGGCUCCGGAAUGAGAAAAAUAAUAAUAAAAAAAUAUUCACAAAAAAUAAAA